Messenger RNA from Lepisosteus oculatus (spotted gar), 3190 nucleotides. Its product is annotated as free fatty acid receptor 2-like. The record is from RefSeq and is a predicted model, not a curated record. Gene Ontology annotation, molecular function: G protein-coupled receptor activity. NCBI's taxonomy places the organism in Eukaryota, Metazoa, Chordata, Actinopteri, Semionotiformes, Lepisosteidae. Gene Ontology annotation, biological process: cellular response to fatty acid; G protein-coupled receptor signaling pathway. Gene Ontology annotation, cellular component: plasma membrane.
GAAACAGAGAUGCAAGUCUGAUAAUGAAAAACAGCAGGAAGCGACGAUCAAAGUUAGACUUCAGCUAAGUCAGUGUGUCAGUAAAGCCAGAAGAGAUUGAUGGGCACCCAAAACACAAAACUCCAUGACUGAGAACAAGUCCAGAAGCUAUCAGCUACCAAAGUCUUUCAGUAGCCACAUUGGAAGAGAGCAACGACAACAUCUGCUGACAAGAUGUCAAUAGGAGCUCAUGAAAGUUUUGUCCUGUUUGUCUACAUCAUCACUUUCCUGACAGGACUGCCCUCCAACAUUCUUGCCUUAUAUACUUUCAGCCUGAAAGUUCGCAGGAACCCCGCUCCCAUUGAUAUUCUGUUGCUGAACUUGACUGUCUCAGACCUCAUCUUCCUCAUUUUCCUGCCCUUCCGGAUGUAUGAGGCAACCAAUAAUAUGGAAUGGAAGCUCCCUUAUUUCCUCUGCCCUUUGUCAGGAUUCAUAUUCUACUCCACCAUCUACAUCAGCACUUUUGUUCUGACAGCAGUCAGCGUUGAGAGGUACCUGGGUGUGGCCUACCCCAUAAAGUACAAAGUUAACAGGAAGCCCAUCUAUGCCGUUGUCGCAAGUGUAUUUUUCUGGGUAGUAUCAACGGCUCACUGCAGCAUCGUGUAUAUAAUCCAUUCCAAAACCCCACAAAAUUAUGAUUCGAACAGGUCCGUGCUUUUGUGUUAUGAAAACUUCACCGAAGACCAACUGAAAAUCCUUCUGCCUGUGCGCUUAGAAUUAUGCUUGGUGUUGUUCUGCAUCCCUUUUCUCAUCUGUACUUUCUGCUACAUUAAUUUCAUCCGGAUCCUCUCCAACCUGCCCAAUAUCAGUCGGAGAAGGAGGCUAAGAGCCAUCGGGCUGGCUCUUGGAACCCUGGUGGUUUUUAUGCUGUGUUUCGGGCCCUACAACGUUUCUCACGUGGUUGGGUUCGUGAAAGGGAGAAGCCCUGAGUGGCGGGUCGAUGCUCUUCUGCUCAGUACCUUCAAUGCCUGCUUGGAUCCUAUCAUCUUCUACUUCUCGUCCUCAGCGGUCCAGAAGACCUUCACCCAGUGCUUUUCCAGAACUUUCACUAAGUUACGGCUGUGCAGUUUUUGUAACCCUCUGUGUCCUCUUUCAUGUUCAACUACAGAAGAUUCAGAAGGCAGCUCAAAUGUGCCCCAGAAGCCAGAAACAACGACGUACCAUUAAAGCAGCAAAAGUAGCAAAAAUGACCUUGGAAGAUACCUCACUUUUAUUCCUAACCAAAGUUGAAAACAAUGACGGGUGGUGAAACAGUGCGAGAUUGUGUUAGUGAUUGUGCCAGUGCUAGAACAAAGAAAUGUUCUGGCUGGCAUUAGCCUUUGCUGGCAAAGCAAGUGUUCAGUCUUCUGGAACUCAGAGACUCAAAGUAACUGCUGUGAACUUAAUAACAGUUACAAAGAAGACGGGAGAGUUCAUGUCCAUCUGGCUAAUUUGGUUUUUCAUUAUUUAUCCAGGGCAUCUGGUUCAUCUGGACAGCUUGUUACAUACUCCCAUUGAAAACCAUUGAGUAUCAGAUUUUUGACAUAUUGGGGAGAAAUCUAACCUGUGUCAUUGCUACUGUAAAACAUGAAACUGACUUUGUUGUGUUAUGGAUAUACAGUACAUGCUAUAGUGACCUAGGUUAGAUACUCCUUGUUGAUGGACAGUUAUUGCAAUUCAGAAAUACAGGGUAAAAACAAUAUCAUGUAUUAAGCUUAUUCAUUAAUUGGGGAUUAAUCGUUUCCUCCUAUUACCAAUUCUCAGAACUUUAUUUGUACAUUUUAUUUGCAAGAAUACAUCCCCUCAUCCAACAGCCAACCUGUCUUCAAUCCAUAUCUAAAUGUUAAUGUGCUGCAACAAAGGAUAAAGUAUACCGUAUCACAUUUGAAUGCAGUACAAAAAAUGAAUGACUCCCAUCCAUCCUCAAGUUAUGUGUUGGAAUGGCACAGUCAGAAGCACUUUUCCUGUUUUUACACAGUUUUACUCCAAAAAUACUGGUCUAGAGUAAAUAUAAAAAAGAAAAUUUAAUAAAAAUGUAAAUAAAAAAGUAAAUAUACUUGCAAUAUAAAUGUGCUGGCAGGCCCAUAGCAUACCAUAGCAAGGCUAUUUUUAUUGUGAGCAGCUAUCUCAAUUCACAAAGAUUGUUUUAUUUAAUUUCACUCAGUAAAAAUGUCAGAUUUACUAUGUAAUGUGAAUGGGGAGUAGAAAGGUCUUAAACAAUAAACAGGCAUUAUUAAACUCUACUGUUUAACAAUUAUGCAACAAAACCUCAGGAUUUUUCUUUUGCUUAAUGUGUUCUUUUUCUACAGUGUUUUGAAGGAACUUUUUGUGAAUGAGAACUAUAACUUCAAUGUCCAGACAUCUAAUGAGAACUGCUGAAAAUCUGCGGAUCUGUUCAUCUGCCCCAUGCUAAUCAAAUAUUAUUCCUCAGAAAAGGAUGGCUUUGGGUUUAAUGUUAAGCAAUGCAAUAAUGUAUACAUCUGUAUUAAUAUGUUGUUCUCUCUAUUUUUCCAAACUCAGUUGCAACAUAAUUUUAUAAAACAUGCACCAUAAUUUGCAAUACAUGAAAUCAAAUCUGGCUAUAUUUAUUUGUACUGGAAACAGAUUAAUAACGUCUCUCAUAAUGUUGACUUAUCAACAGUCUUUUAACUUAAAACUUCUGUAUGGCCUAAAGUGCUUGAAAUUUAUACAAGAGACCAUACGAACACUACAGAAAUUUAAUCUCAAAAUCUAACAAAAUGCAUAUAAAAAUUUAACUUGAUUUACCAGCUGAGUACCAUCUACUCUGUUAUAUACUGUACGUGUUGAUUGCAUGUACCGUAAGUGUUAGUUAAUUAAAUACUGCAUUCAGUUACCACUUUGCAAGUAAUGUAUAUAACUAAAACCCAUUGAUGAACUUCUAUCUGCUUAUACUGUAUUUAUAUUUAAUAACAUUUAGUACGUCAACUGUUUUUGUUUUCAACUAUAACUUAUUUUGUUAAGCUGAAAAACAUAUUUCAAAUGUUCUUUUUGUAUCCUUUCUAUUUAUUAAUUGGAUUUCAUAUCUUGGAAAGGUUUGGAAAUUGAUUUGUCUUAAAUCAUUUAUAGCUUAUUUAGAUAUGUAUAUUUCAUAAAAAGAUGUAUCCUUCUAUUUCUACUAUUGUGUGCAAUAAAACAACUAUUUGUUUUUUUA